This is a messenger RNA of Salvelinus namaycush (lake trout), 2385 nucleotides long. Its product is annotated as E3 ubiquitin-protein ligase MGRN1-like. Gene Ontology annotation, molecular function: ubiquitin protein ligase activity. Bases 258 to 1913 code for a protein of 551 amino acids. Gene Ontology annotation, cellular component: cytoplasm; nucleus; early endosome. The transcript is spliced from 15 exons. Gene Ontology annotation, biological process: protein ubiquitination; negative regulation of G protein-coupled receptor signaling pathway; endosome to lysosome transport. Lineage: Eukaryota; Metazoa; Chordata; Actinopteri; Salmoniformes; Salmonidae. The record is from RefSeq and is a predicted model, not a curated record.
UGUAUCACACAUCAGAAGGCUUUUUGGCUUGAAACUUGUGUUUAUUUUCUUUAGCGGACAUCCAGUUAUCCUUGGUUCUAUCGUUAUUCUUGACAGGUACACAAUUGGAUAUAUAAGUGGCUGUGUAAUACCGAAGAAAGUCUAAAACUUGUUACAAAACGGUCCCUUGGACGAUAAAUACACUAGCGUAGGGGCUAGUAACGUUAGUAGUUAGCUAAUUCUGUAGCUAAUUAGCUAGCUAGCAACAACAAGGAAAGAUGGGGUCGAUUCUUAGCCGGAGAAUCGCUGGCGUUGAGGAUAUUGAUAUCCAGGCGAAUUCUGCAUACAGAUUUCCACCGAAAUCGGGGAAUUACUUUGCCAGCCAUUUUUUCAUGGGAGGGGAGAAAUUUGACACCCCCCAUCCAGAGGGUUACCUAUUUGGAGAAAACAUGGAUCUGAACUUCCUUGGAAAUAGGCCUGUACAAUUUCCGUACGUGACCCCGGCACCCCAUGAGCCUGUGAAGACCCUGAGAAGUCUGGUCAAUAUCAGAAAGGACUCCCUGCGCUUGGUCAGGUACAAAGAUGACACUGAUGCUCCAGUAGAGGAAGGAGGGAAGCCAAAGGUUCUGUAUGGUGUGGAGUUCACAUUUGACGCUGAUGCUCGUGUGGCUAUCACCCUGUAUUGCCAAGCUUUUGAGGAAUUCACCAAUGGGAUGGCAAUGUACAACCCAAAGGGCCCAGCCCUGGUUUCUGAGACUGUACACUAUAAGAGGGGUGUGAGCCAACAUUUCUCCCUGCCUUCUUUCAAAAUCGAUUUCACCGACUGGAAGGAGGAGGAUCUGAACUUUGAGCUGGACCGGGGUGUUUUCCCCAUGGUGAUCCAAGCUGUGGUGGAUGAAGGGGAUGAUUGCUUGGGACAUGCACAUGUGCUGCUGGCAGCCUUUGAGAGACAUGUGGAUGGCAGUUUCUCCGUCAAGCCUCUGAAGCAGAAGCAAAUUGUGGAUCGUGUGAGCUACCUGCUGCAGGAGAUCUAUGGAAUUGAAAACAAAAACAACCAAGAGACCAAGCCGUCGGAGGAUGAGAACAGUGACAACAGCAAUGAGUGUGUUGUUUGUCUGUCAGACCUCCGAGACACCAUCAUCCUGCCCUGCAGACACCUGUGUCUCUGCAACUCCUGUGCUGACACCCUGCGUUACCAGGCCAACAACUGUCCUAUCUGCAGACUGCCCUUCCGAGCCUUGCUGCAGAUCAGAGCUGUGAGGAAGAAGCCUGGGCCGCUGUCCCCUGUCUCUUUCAGCCCUGUACUGGCUCAGACCAUGGACCAUGAUGAGCACUCGAGCUCGGACUCGGUUCCCCCAGGCUUUGAGCCCAUCUCUCUGCUGGAGGCCCUGAACGGCCUGCACUCUGUGUCCCCCUCCAUCCCCCCCGCCCCCCUCUAUGAUGAUAUUAACUUCUCUGGGAGCCUGGUCGGGGAGGGCCGUCCGCUGGGCUCCCCAGAACACUCCGGUGACGGGGGCCUGCAGAAGGGCAAAGUCAGCAAGUCACCUGACAGCACCCUGAGGUCGCCCUCAUCACCCAUCCAGGAGGAGGAUGAGGAGAAGCUGUCUGAGAUGUCGGACGCCCAGCCUCACACACUGCUCUCCAGCAGCCCUGCUCCCACCGAGGCCACCGCAGCCGAGGAUGUACCGGAGUCCAUCUCCCCAGAUGAUGAGGACAGGCUGCAUUCUGGAGGAGAGAGACAGAUCCUUCAGGACUACAGCAGUGAACACAGCAGCCUGACCAAAACAGAGAGUGACCCGCCAGGGGACCUGUCUCUGCCAGGGUCAUCAGAGUCAACAGAGAGCCUGAAGAGUCAGAGUACCAACUGCUCCAGCCAGCCCCUCCUGUGUCCCCCCAGCAGCCUUCACAUGGAGGAUGAGCAACUUGACCCCUAACCUCUGGGCCCAACGGUUCUCCCUCUCUGGCUGAGUCCCAAUUCACUUUCUCGCAUGGAUUUAACAAUGGUGGAAACUCCCUCCAGUCAAUAAUUACACCAAUCCAAUGCUUUUAAAUCCAUGACGGGGAGUGUGAAAGUGCACAUUUAGCCUGAAGGAUGAAACAUUGGGACUUAGCCAUGGUCUCCUCCCAAGCCCAUCCCUCCCCCAUGAUCCAGUCCCCUUGGGCCUUGUAGAAGACCACUCUCCUACUUUGGUCACCGAUUCAUGCCAUAACUGGCAUUGAUUCAAAAUUUGGUUGUGGUGGUCACUGCAAGGAUUUACUAAAACCAUACUAUACCUUAACUAAAAAAACAAGAAGUCCUUCAUUAGAUUGCUUUACAUACAGUUGAAGUCGGAAGUUUACAUACACCUUGGCCAAAUACAUUUAAACAAUUUUUUUCACAAUUUCUGACAUUUAAUCCUAGUAAAA